Messenger RNA from Acipenser ruthenus (sterlet), 5300 nucleotides. RefSeq names its product zinc finger protein 624-like. Lineage: Eukaryota; Metazoa; Chordata; Actinopteri; Acipenseriformes; Acipenseridae. Gene Ontology annotation, molecular function: microtubule binding; RNA polymerase II cis-regulatory region sequence-specific DNA binding; DNA-binding transcription factor activity, RNA polymerase II-specific. The record is from RefSeq and is a predicted model, not a curated record. Gene Ontology annotation, cellular component: microtubule. The transcript has 3 exons. Gene Ontology annotation, biological process: microtubule cytoskeleton organization; regulation of transcription by RNA polymerase II. The coding region runs from base 637 to 1830 and encodes 397 amino acids.
GCCCAUGCCUGCGCCAUUGUGGAUCUGUUUGUGACAACGGCGCUCUACUUGAAUUAACCCAAUAUACUUCUAAAAAACAUUAUCAGGGGUAUAUCGUUAGUGUUUGAACAUCUCGCUCUGAAGAAGAGGACGGGAAAUAGCAGUACCGGUACACAAAACAGAGUAUAAAUCUGCGAAAAACUCCCUGCGUCCCUGUUGAUAAAGGGGACUAUACCAACUCCGGCAUGGGGAGGGAGUUACCUGAAUUAAAAUUGUAUUCAUUGGAAAAACUAGAGCUACAAACAGUUAAUUAACGGUGUUACAAUUGAAAAUAAUGUUCAUUUUUAAUUAAAAGGUAUCCGAUAUGACAAUUUCCUGUUGCGGUUCAUAUUAGAUGAAUUGUUAAACCGCGCUGAUCGGUUUGUAUUUUGUGAUUGGUAUAUUCCUCGUUCUGUGGGAGACAGACCCGUUCAGACACUGAGGGAGAGGAGAGAGGCGAUGUGGAGUGGCUGCUAACGGCUGUCACCUGAAGAGAAGAAAGGACACAUUCACUGAGGAGACGGUCAGAGCGAGUGACUAGAGCACUAGAGCUGUGCUGCACAUCCCACUGACAAGACCUGAAGACUGUCUUAUCUUGGUGAAAGCCAAGGAACAAAGAUGGAGUCUGUUUACAUUAAACAGGAGGAGGUUCAGGAAUUGGUACCUAACUGCAUUAAACAGGAGAUGCCUGAACUGGAGCCUGUCCACAUUAAACAAGAGACUGAACUGGAGCCUGUCCACAUUAAAGAAGAGACUGAACUGGAGCCUGUCCACAUUAAAGAAGAGACUAAACUGGAGCCUGUCCACAUUAAAGAAGAGACUGAACUGGAGCCCGUCCACAUUAAAGAAGAGACUGAACUGGAGCCUGUCCACAUGAAAGAAGAGACUGAACUGGAGCCUGUCCACAUGAAAGAAGAGACUGAACUGGAGCCUGUCCACAUUAAAGAAGAGACUGAACUGGAGCCUGUCCACAUGAAAGAAGAGACUGAACUGGAGCCUGUCCACAUGAAAGAAGAGACUGAACUGGAGCCUGUCCACAUGAAAGAAGAGACUGAACUGGAGCCUGUCCACAUUAAAGAAGAGACUGAACUGGAGCUUGUCCACAUUAAAGAGGAAGAGACUGAACUGGAGCCUGUCCACAUGAAAGAAGAGACUGAACUGGAGACUGACCACAUGAAAGAAGAGACUGAACUGGAGCCGGUCCACAUGAAAGAAGAGACUGAACUGGAGCUUGUCCACAUUAAAGAGGAAGAGACUGAACUGGAGCCUGUCCACAUUAAAGAGGAGUCUAUUGACUUGUUUAAGGAUUCAGAAAAUAUAUUCCGGCCAAAGAUAUAUCAUUGUAAUGAAUGUGUGAAGAGCUUCAGUCAGUUAGGAAACCUAAAAACACACCAGCGAAUUCACACUGGAGAGAAGCCAUAUCACUGUACUGAAUGUGGGGAGAGCUUCACGCAGUUAGGAACCCUAAAAAGACACCAGCGAAUUCACACUGGAGAGAAGCCAUAUCGCUGUUUUGAUUGUGGGGAGAGCUUUGUUGAGUCAGGAAACCUACAGAAACACCAGCGAAUUCACAGAGGAGAGAAGCCGUAUCACUGUAAUGAAUGUGGCGAGAGCUUCAGGCAGUUAGGACACCUAAAAAGACACCAGCGAAUUCACACUGGAGAGAAGCCAUAUCAAUGUACUGAAUGUGGGGAGAGCUUCAGUCAGUUAGGAAACCUAAAAAGACACCAACGAAUUCACACUGGAGCCAGCCUCCCUCCCUCCCAGUCCCUCACCUCUCCACCCUGCUUGUUUGAGUGUGUGGACAACUGACUGAUUCCUUGUCUGUCUCUCACCCUGCAGUAAAUGAAGGGGGUCUCCAGGAGUGAGAGCCAGCCUGAAUCCAGAGACACUGAGAAGGGGACCAUGUCAAACUGAAGGAGACAGACCCAUUCUUUCAGAAUGAACUGGAGAGCCCUGGGAUUCAGCUCCACUCCUGCCCCUGAAUUGGAAAUGAAUCUCACCCAUCAUGCUGUGAGGAUUUAGGACAGAGUUACAGGGUGAUUCUACUUAGAACAGACACAUUGGAAAUAUAUGCCAAGCUUUUUCUAUGAACACUUUUAUAUGUGUGAUACGAAUCCAACACAUUAAGCUGCCAGUAACAUACAUAAUAUAUGUUUAAUGUAAUUUGAGCUAAAAAUGACAUUACUGUUCCAAUGUCUGAGAACAAUAUAAGAUACAGAAGUGGAUUGUUUAAAAGAAACUAAAACUAAGAAUAUCUUCAUGGGUGUGGCAGCAAUGUGUGCUUCAUCUAACUAGCACCAGUGAAGACACAAGCUGAAACAAACUGUUUCUUUUAAUUCUUUAUUUUAUUUCAAGUGGUGCAAACUUUGCACUGGAGCAGAUGCUGUUUGUGAAUGAAUGAAUCUGCUUUGCUGAGUGUUUAAAUGCUGAAAAACUCCAAAAACAAUUUUCAUAAAUGUUGCAUUCGUUAAAAAAUCUGCAAAACAUACAGUACUGUGCAAAAGUUUUAGGCAGGUGUGAAAAAAUGCUGUAAAGUAAGAAUGCUUUCAAAAAUAGACAUGUUAAUAGUUUAUAUUUAUCAAUUAAAAUGCAAAGUGAGUGAACAGAAGAAAAAUCUACAUCAAAUCAAUAUUUGGUGUGACCACCCUUUGCCUUCAAAACAGCAUCAAUUCUUCUAGGUACACUUGCACACAGUUUUUGAAGGAACUCGGCAGGUAGGUUGGCCCAAACAUCUUGGAGAACUAACCACAGUUCUUCUGUGGAUUUAGGCAGCCUCAGUUGCUUCUCUCUCUUCAUGUAAUCCCAGACAGACUCGAUGAUGUUGAGAUCAGGGCCCUGUGGGGGCCAUACCAUCACUUCCAGGACUCCUUCUUGUUCUUCUUUACGCUGAAGAUAGUUCUUAAUGACUUUCGCUGUAUGUUUGGGGUCGUUGUCAUGCUGCAGAAUAAGUUUGGGGCCAAUCAGAUGCCUCCCUGAUGGUAUUGCAUGAUGGAUAAGUAUCUGCCUGUACUUCUCAGCAUUGAGGAGACCAUUAAUUCUGACCAAAUCCCCAACUCCAUUUGCAGAAAUGCAGCCCCAAACUUGCAAGGAACCUCCACCAUGCUUCACUGUUGUCUGCAGACACUCAUUCGUGUACCGCUCUCCAGCCCUUCGGCAAACAAACUGCCUUCUGCUACAGCCAAAUAUUUCAAAUUUUGACUCAUCAGUCCAGAGCACCUGCUGCCAUUUUUCUGCACCCCAGUUCCUGUGUUUUCGUGCAUAGUUGAGUCGCUUGGCCUUGUUUCCACGUCGGAGGUAUGGCUUUUUGGCCGCAAGUCUUCCAUGAAGGCCACUUCUGACAAGAUUUCUCCGGACAGUAGAUGGGUGUACUAGGGUCCCACUGUUUUCUGCCAAUUCUGAGCUGAUGGCACUGCUGGACAUCUUCCGAUUGCGAAGGGAAGUAAGCAUGAUGUGUCUUUCAUCUGCUGCAGUAAGUUUCUCAACGGUCCUCAACGUUGCCCGUUUCUUUGUGCUUCUUCAAAAGAGCUUGGACAGCACAUCUGGAAACCCCUGUCUGCCUUGAAAUUUCUGCCUGGGAGAGACCUUGCUGAUGCAGUAUAACUACCUUGUGUCUUGUUGCUGUGCUCAGUCUUAAACUGUCUUCAGCAACCUCACCUUGUUAGCUGAGUUUGGCUGUUCCUCACCCAGUUUUAUUCCUCCUACACAGCUGUUUCUGUUUCAGUUAAUGAUUGUGUUUCAACCUACAUAUUGAAUUGAUGAUCAUUAGCACCUGUUGGUAUAAUUGUUUAAUCAUACACCUGACUAUAUGCCUACAAAAUCCCUGACUUUGUGCAAAUGUACCUAGAAGAAUUGAUGCUGUUUUGAAGGCAAAGGGUGGUCACACCAAAUAUGGAUUUGAUUUAGAUUUUUCUUCUGUUCACUCACUUUGCAUUUAGUUAAUUGAUAAAUAUAAUCUAUUAACAUGUCUAUUUUUGAAAGCAUUCUUACUUUACAGCAUUUUUUCACACCUGCCUAAAACUUUUGCACAGUACUGUACAUGCUGCAACAUUACCAUUAUUACUACAUUCAUAGUUUCUACAGUUUAUGAAUAAUUGAUCUAAACAAUCUGCAGAGUGAAGUUGCCUCAGACUGUUUGACAGUAACAGAGCUGGUGCUUUUGUGGAAUCACCAUUAGCUGUUUUAUCCUUUGGGCAACAUAUGGCUUGUUUGCUUGUAUCUUGUAUUGGUAUGCUAUCAUUAGAGUGACAAUACAGUACACCCUGAGGCAGGCUUAGCUAUUUAGAAAGGGUUUCAUUUAAAUUGAGUUUGAUUUCCAGUAUCUGGUAUAUAAAGGGUACAUUAUGGUGUUUCCAUUACCUCUGUAUGUAAAAGGUUUGUCAUUGUUUAAACUGCCAUUGAUUCCUGAGCUAGAUCUGCAGUGGAACUGAACAAACCCAAGGGACACAUUGGAAAAUACAAGCUUGUCAAAGGGGGAGAUGCUGCUGCAGGUUUGAUAAUAUUGGCUUCAUGAAAUGAGAAAUGGAAUUCUCUCUGUGUCAUGGAAUUCCUUUGCUAGUGUAUCAUGAUGUAAGCCCUGGAGUGUGGGCUCAGUCUUCAUGAAAUGAGAAAUGGAAUUCCUUUGCUAGUGUAUCAUGAUGUAAGCCCUGGAGUGUGGGCUCAGUCUUCAUGAAAUGAGAAAUGGAAUUCCUUUGCUAGUGUAUCAUGAUGUAAGCCCUGGAGUGUGGGCUCAGUCUUCUCUGCUGCCUGCUUGUUCUCAGUGUGUGAGUUCAGCUGCAUUUCCAGUGUCCUGAGCUGGGCUUUGAACACACUGGGGACGCAGCUGAGAACAAGCCAGACCCACGACUCAGGGAUUUUGUUUUAGAUCAAAUGACAAGAUGAUAAACCUUAUACGCAUAACACUGUUUUAUUGUUUUUACAUUUUUUUUUCUAUGAAUGUAUAAGACUUAGAAUCUCUUUGCAUUGUGUAGCUAUUUAUACAUUUUCAGUUUACAUAUUAAAAAGCACAGCUAAGUCUAUUAGAAUAUAACUUUAUAGAAUUAACUGAUUUUGCUUCAUAAAGUCGAAUGAAAUCUGUGGAAUAAUGUUAUGUUAACAUAUUGAAUUACAUACCGCUUUGUAGUUUUCCAUGUACUUAAUGAAAAACUGACAAUUGAAAAAUCAGACAUUUCAAAAUCUAACAUGAAAUACCAUACUAGUAUUAUGGCUUCCAGUAGACUUUUGCUAUACAAUUUUGCAGUUUUUUUUGAUGACAUGAUGUUAAAUAAAAUAUCUAAACUAUG